AUGUCCGCCCGGCGGAACUCCCCGGACGCGCUGGACUUCCUCGCGAACGAGACGAUCGCGCUCGCGAUGGACGAGGCGAGAUAUUCGCACGAAGGCGUGGACGGGAGCUCCGGCGGGGGCGCGGGCGCGGCGACGACGGUGAACGAGGACAGAGCCUUGGAGGAGACGAUCUUGCGCCUCGUGUGCUACGGCCCGACGAUCAUCACGCCGAAGACGUCGCAGAAGCACCAGGACAUCAACCUCCUCACGAAGCUGUGCCCGCGGACGAAGGGGCCCGCGAUUUACGCCCCCGGGACGGUGAGCGGGCUGAAAGAGCCCGUGGUGUUGUCGCUCAAGUCCGAGGGCAUGCGCGCGCACUGGGGCGGGGCGCAGCCGUCGAGGUUGGACAACCGCGACACGCGCGCGCUCGCGGCCGCGUCCGCCGCGGGCGCGGUCGCGGUCGCGGCGCGGGUGCGGCGCGGGCCGCCCGCCGCGGGGAGAACCGCCAGCGCCAGCAGCAAGCCGCCGAAGGCGAGCGGCGCCGCGGGCGCGAAGAGGAAUCGAGCGGCGGUCGUCGGCGACGAGAGCGAGAUGGUCAGCGCGAAGAAGCCGACCAAGCCGGGGAAGAAGACGUCGAGCCCGGGGAGAAGGGUCGGACCGAAGGGAACGCCGAUUAGAAAAGAACGCAAGCUCAAGGACGUCGGCGGCAAAGGCGGCGGCCGCGCGCAGGCGGAGCGCACCGAUCGCUCGUCGUCCGAGAGCAAGAACGAGCUGACGCCGGAGCAGCUCGCGCGGCAGCUGCUGUGGGCGCAGUACGUCGCCGCGACCUCGGCGGUGGACGUGUCGCUGCUCGACUCGCCGCCGCCGACGUCGCUCGUCGACGCGACGUCGCGGCGGGGCGCGAGGAAGAGCCCGACGGAUCGCUCCGCGGCGGCGAGAGCGAAAACGUCCCCGAUCGAGGGGAAGGGGAGGGGGGAUUCCGCGGACGCGCCCGGGACCGGAAGAGUGAGCCUCACCGUGCAGUGGCGCGCGCGGACGCGCGUGCGUUCGGACCUCCAACCGCCGUCGGUGAAGUCCGUCACCGUGAACAUCGAGCCCGGGGAGAUGUGCGCGCGUUUCCUGUCGCGCGUCGUGCAGAUGCCGCCCGGGGCGGCGUACAACCAGACGCAGCUGGCGUGGGGCUCGAUGGUGCUCCCGCCGACGCAAGUGCUGGAGACGUACAAGAACGGCGGGUGGUCGAUCGACGUGCACGGGAAGAAACCGCCGGAGCUCACCUUAGUCGUCCCGGUCGGGACGCUGCUGCUCCACCCCGGGCUGUGCAAGGCCGCGGGGUGGAAGAGCAGCGUCCCGCACGCGACCGCGGUCGCGGGGACGCAGCCGGCGACGAAGGUGUCCGUGGACGGGUUCUUGGACAUGGAACGCUCGUCCCCGCCGAAGGGGGACAAGACGCCGGCGUCGACGAAGGGACGCUCGGGACGGAGCUCUCUCGAGGGCGCCAAGAAAAUCGACCUCGGCGAGGGGUGGUACCCGGAGGAGGUCCCGGAGACGAACCGGUGGGACGGGCAGGCGCUGUCGAAGCGCGCGCUGCACCCCGGGAUAACGAACGCGGACACGAUGGCGAAGAUUUUCCGCGAGCACGGCGUCAUGAACGACAGAGAUCCGUGCACGUUCGUGGACGUCGGCUGCGGCGACGGGACGUUCGUGAAGGGAUCCCCGGAGACGUACAAGAACGGCGGGUGGUCGAUCGACGUGCACGGGAAGAAACCGCCGGAGCUCACCUUAGUCGUCCCGGUCGGGACGCUGCUGCUCCACCCCGGGCUGUGCAAGGCCGCGGGGUGGAAGAGCAGCGUCCCGCACGCGACCGCGGUCGCGGGGACGCAGCCGGCGACGAAGGUGUCCGUGGACGGGUUCUUGGACAUGGAACGCUCGUCCCCGCCGAAGGGGGACAAGACGCCGGCGUCGACGAAGGGACGCUCGGGACGGAGCUCUCUCGAGGGCGCCAAGAAAAUCGACCUCGGCGAGGGGUGGUACCCGGAGGAGGUCCCGGAGACGAACCGGUGGGACGGGCAGGCGCUGUCGAAGCGCGCGCUGCACCCCGGGAUAACGAACGCGGACACGAUGGCGAAGAUUUUCCGCGAGCACGGCGUCAUGAACGACAGAGAUCCGUGCACGUUCGUGGACGUCGGCUGCGGCGACGGGACGUUCGUGAAGGGUCUGCUGAAGGCGUUCCCGCAGGCGUGCAUGUGCGGGAUCGAGUGCCAGAAAGACCUGUACGAGGAGUCUCUGAGCACGGCGGGGCACAACGCGAACUUCAUCCUCGGCACCGCGGAGACGCAGCUGGCGCAGUGCCUCAGCACGAGCGUGAUCUUCUCGACGACGCACAACUUCGACAGCUCGUCGGUCGUGGAGAUCGUGCGCACGGCCGCGCGUCUGCCGAUGGUGAACCACCUCGUCAUCGGGCAAGCGAAGCUGUGCACGGCGAGGUGCAAGUCCGUGUUCGGGCCGUGCUGCUGCUUCCAGCCCGUCGGCACGGAGCUCGUGAACACGCACUGGGGGAACUCGAAGCUGCCGUUCACGAUUUACCGAAGAAUCGUUCGGUGGGUCUUGAAAGCGAACGAGGUCGCGCGCGUGAGCGACGAAGCAACCGUGAACGCGUUGAACGCGGCACAAUUAGACCCGAGGGCUUUGAUGGCGGAGAAAGGGUUGGCCGUGGACACGCUGAAGAGCCCGUCGUUGCCGUCGAUGGAACCCGAGCGCGGCGGCGGCGCGAAGGCGAGCGGCGGCGCGAAGGCGAAGACGACGACCACGAAGAAGAACGAAGGAGAGAAGACGGAGAAAAUUCGCAUAUCCAUCAAAGUCGUGCGCGUUUAAAAGGAGCCCGAGGGGAGCGAAGACGAAGGGGAGGAAGAGCUGGCGAAGUCGCCGUCGCUGCUGCGGCGGAUAGUCAAAAUGGUCGGGAAGGUCGCGGGGGUGACGCCGUCGCCACCGCGACGCGCGGUUCCCACGUAGAAACGCGGAUUCUUUAAAAUAUUUAAGACGAUAUCUC
This is a messenger RNA of Micromonas pusilla CCMP1545, 3025 nucleotides long. RefSeq lists its product as uncharacterized. The record is from RefSeq and is a predicted model, not a curated record. The transcript is spliced from 2 exons. Bases 1 to 2850 code for a protein of 949 amino acids. NCBI's taxonomy places the organism in Eukaryota, Viridiplantae, Chlorophyta, Mamiellophyceae, Mamiellales, Mamiellaceae.